AUGUCUUUUUCUGAUGCCAACUAUGGCUCUGAAUCACACGCUCCCUCUGCACCAUCGUUACCUGACUCCUACGGCCACCAGGAACCAGAAGUUUACGGCACCACCAUUUCUGACGGUGAUCCUCAUCCUCCUCCUCCUCCUCCUCCGGCCAGUACCUAUUACUAUGGUAAGCCUCACUCACAAUACGGCCGCAGUUUCGCACGUAGUUACGCCCGGAGUUACGACCAACCGGAGCAGGAUUUGUCUCCUUCUUCAUUAGAUCAAUCGUCUUCUUGUUCAUAUGAGGGAUUGGGUGGGGAUUUUCCACCCGGGACCGACCCGGCUGUGAUUAGAAGCUUUCAAAUGGUGGAUAAGGACGGUAGUGGCUUCAUUGAUGACAAUGAAUUGCAACAGGCUCUUUCUUCUUCCUACCAUAUGUUUAGCCUCAGAACCAUUCGUUUGCUCAUGUUUCUCUUCAAAAACCCAAAGAAUCAUUAUAUCCUAAAACUUGCUCCUCAGGAAUUUGCCGCAGUCUGGAGUUGUCUUGGGGAAUGGCGAACCAUGUUUCAGAAAUAUGACACAGAUAGAAGCGGGAAGAUUGAUGUGAUAGAGUUGAGAGAUGCACUCUUUGGUCUAGGGCUUGCAGUCCCGCCUACGGUUCUUCAGCUUCUGACUUCCAGGUACGAAGAUGGAAGUGGGCACCGAGCUGAACUUAACUUCGACAGCUUUGUCGAAUGUGGGAUGAUUGUAAAGGGCUUGACUGAGAAGUUUAAAGAGAAGGAUAAGCGAUGUACUGGUUCAGCCACAUUCAGUUACAACGCAUUUAUGUCUAUGGUCAUCCCAUUUCUAGUGUCAUAUAAUUGAUUUGCUCUUGCUGUUCUAGAU
Messenger RNA from Argentina anserina (silverweed cinquefoil), 864 nucleotides. Its product is annotated as probable calcium-binding protein CML48. Gene Ontology annotation, molecular function: calcium ion binding. The coding region runs from base 1 to 843 and encodes 280 amino acids. The record is from RefSeq and is a predicted model, not a curated record. Lineage: Eukaryota; Viridiplantae; Streptophyta; Magnoliopsida; Rosales; Rosaceae. The transcript has 5 exons.